AUGAAUCAUUAUAUUCAACAGCCAAAAACUAGUCAAAAAUAGAAGAAGCCCUCAAAAGUAGCAUUGGCACAUCCAGAAAUUCAUCCAAACAAGACUCUUGAUGAAUUAAAAAGCAAGGAGUGGACAGCUGCUAUACAAAAGGAAAUUGAUCUGUUUGGAUAGGCUUUACAACAAGUAGAAUUGCUAUUUUAAGAAGCUUCAGACUCUUAAAAACAAUUAAGUUUAGGCAGCACUAAAUUAGUUCAUGAUGAAUUUGAAUUUGCUGCUUCAAAAUUGCAAGUUCUGAGAUAGAUGCUAGCAAAAUAUUCUGAAGAUCACGCCAAGUACCAUCAAAUCAAGAAAGAGUUAUAGUAAACAAAAGAUAACAUAACACAAAAUCAAAAAAAUUUAAAAUUCAUAAUUAACAAAGAGAGAGAGAAGAUUCAAUUCUAAUUUGGAGUUGCUUAAAGAGUUUUAGUCCUUAUCUAAGCCUACAUUAAAAUGAAGGAUCAAUUUGAGAAUCCAGAAGAUCUUUAAAAACACAGAGACUAUAUCCUCUAAAAGAUUGAUAGGAUCAAAAAGACAGAAGAAAAGCAUACCAAAAAGAUUGAAAGACAUUUCAAUGUUAUAGCAAUAGAUGAUCCUAAUAACCUUCAAGAAAUCGAAGAUGAAGAAGAAUAAAUAACGGAGGAGUCAGGUUAUGAAGGAAAUAAUGAAACACUAAGAGAACACUUAAUAAAGUUGUGCGAUAGUUUGAUUGCUUACUUCACAAAGUUUGAAAAGAAGGAAGGGGAAUAAUUCCUGUAACAUGAUUUAACAACUUUCCAAUAUUUCGAUCAAAUUAAAGUGGCUGUUCCAUUUUAUUCAACUUAAAUUGACUAAACUAUUGAAUUGAUUAAGGAGAAAAGAUCAUUUUAUGAAAAUGCACCUGAUACUGAGUUUGUUCAAAAGGGCGUUGUUCCAAAAGUUGUCUAAAAACAAUAACAGAAGGUGGAUACAAAUAAUGAGUAGGAAUUUCCUAAAUUAUCAUGA
Molecule: messenger RNA, 1011 nt
Organism: Paramecium tetraurelia
Lineage: Eukaryota; Ciliophora; Oligohymenophorea; Peniculida; Parameciidae
Exons: 4
Source: RefSeq, a predicted model, not a curated record